Molecule: messenger RNA, 339 nt
Organism: Ilex paraguariensis (yerba mate)
Lineage: Eukaryota; Viridiplantae; Streptophyta; Magnoliopsida; Aquifoliales; Aquifoliaceae
Source: the annotation of a GenBank genome assembly
AUGGAAGCAACAGUGGCAGUCAAGGUUGCUCAAAUUGGUUCACGAGCUAUUAAAGGGUCUCAAUUUGCUCCCUGGAAAGAGCUGGAGUGUUUGGAAGAAGUAAGAUGGGAUCCAAUAGCAGACAAUCAAGUUGCAACAUCUGAUACUGAUCAGGCUCCUUGCUUAGAGAAGAUUGUGGCUGCGCUAAGAGCAGGGGCCGAAUAUGCAGAGGUACCUGUCAAUAAUUGUGUGCUUAUUGCCGGAAGCAAAUUGGGAGUUGCUGGAGCUGAGCGAAUAGGCAUGCCAUGUGUUGUUCUUCGGAGCAGUCUUGAAGUUGAAGGUGAAUAUUCGAUCGGCUAG